ACGCCAGGCGCCGCGACGCUAUGACGUCACUGGUCCGCGCUUCAACGACCAACGUACUCCGCCAGUGGUGAGAGAACUCAUGAAUGAAAUCCUUACUCACCGUCAAGUCGCCGGAUAGAGUCCUCGUGAAGGAACGCGCCUCCAACGUUCGCAGGAUCGCGCGUCGACGGGACGUCCUUGAUCCUCGCCCGGUUCGCUUCGCGAAUAACGGGGACCAGUUGGAGGCCAGUUGGUUCGCCAGCCGUUGGUCGGCGCAGCAUCUCUUCGUUAAUCGUGUCAACUUGCGUGUGAAAAAGCAAUAUCAUCGAAAAGAAAAUCUACGUGGGAGGCAUAUCAACGAAUUGACUCCGUAGGAAUAAGACGAUACGAGUGAUCCCGCGUUGUAAUUAAAUCGAUUAAAUACGCACUCUCCCCGGAGGAAAUUAAAUCAAAUUCCAUCGUUCGCGAUUCGAUCCUCCCGUUCUCGAGAUCGAAGAAAGUUUCGCGCCUUCCUGCAAAACACAUCUCCAAAUUGAAAUCCACAGGCGAACUUCUCUCGAGACGGAGGGCGACCGGCUCGGCUCAACGGGGGAGAAAGUUACAAACAGGAAACUUAUCCGGUGAAAUCUGAUAGGGCAUCUUCGCGAUCUCAAAGGAGGAGCCGAAGAACCCGCGUUUGAGGGAAGACUCACGCUUCGCGUUUCUAGAAACUUCUUCGUGCGAAUUCUUUCUUCGUUUCUUCCGUGCCGGUGGUGACGCUGUCAUUUCCGGUCCCUCGAACAAUCACUGAGAUUCAAACUUUAUCUUUGAUCCGUCAACCGCGAUUCGGAAUCGGGAGAUGCGAACUGGACGGUGAGAUUUUUUAAUCAGAGAGAGAGAGAGAGAGAGAGAGAAAGAGUUUUUCUCACAACGUGAGGCAAAAAGGUCGGCGAUUCAACUGUUCAAGAAAUCGCACACGCGUUAGGUUAACGCACAGCACGAGGCUACGAAGAUGGGUAAGAAGAACAGCAAGCUCAAGCAGGAUACCAUCGAUCGACUCACCACCGACACGUACUUCACCGAAAAGGAGAUUCGUCAAUGGCACAAAGGAUUCUUAAAAGAUUGCCCCGAUGGAUUGCUAACAGAACAGGGGUUUAUAAAGAUCUACAAGCAGUUCUUCCCGCAGGGUGACCCGUCGAAGUUCGCCUCCCUUGUCUUCAGAGUUUUCGACGAGAACGCCGACGGUACGAUAGAAUUCGAGGAGUUCAUAAGGGCGCUCUCGGUGACGUCACGCGGCAACCUGGACGAAAAGCUUCACUGGGCCUUUCGUUUGUACGAUGUGGACAACGACGGCUUCAUCACGAGGGACGAAAUGUACAAUAUAGUCGACGCGAUAUAUCAGAUGGUGGGACAGCAGCCGCAAGCCGAGGACGAGAACACCCCGCAGAAGAGGGUCGAUAAAAUCUUCGACCAGAUGGACAAGAACCACGAUGACAAGCUCACACUCGAGGAGUUUCGGGAGGGUAGCAAGGCCGAUCCCAGGAUCGUUCAGGCGUUGUCCCUGGGCGGCGAGUAACCCUCAUUCCCAUCACGGACGGCACACGACCCUUCGGAAUCGGAAGUCUCCACGCCGUCGUCGUUAUCGUAAUUAUCGGCGCGAGCUGGGCGAACCGCUCGUCCCGAUAAUCGGCCGAUGAGAAACAACCCUGAGAAAAGGCAAGUUCACAUCCGCGCGGUUUGGCAUGCACGUAUAAUAGAAUAGGUAAUAACGCGAGCGUGAAAGGCAUUCGAGAUGUAGAGAUUUGCGACUAUUUUUGAAGAAAUCUCUCGUCAAAGAAUUAUAAUUCUCUCUCUAUCUCUCACUUUUUUUCUACUUUCUAUCUCUCUCUCUCUUUUUAUCUCGCUCUCGGAGAAGAUCGGUUCUCGUUCCCCGUUGGUGAAUCGAUCCCUCCGUCUUCAUUAAUGCUCCGAUUUCGAGAAUCUCGGUGCUAAUAAAUAGAUGUUUAGCGUUCAAAUAAUCGUAGCUUUCAAGGAGACUGGACGUGACAAAUUACAUUCUUAACUAGAGAGCAUGCAGGACUUCGAUAUGAACAAAUUAUUAGAGUACGAACGAUGAAGAUAUAUAAAUUACGAGAGGGUAGGAGCAUUCGCUCUCGCCUCGAAAGAAAUUUCUUUUGUCGCGUUAUUCCUUCUCUGCAUUUUCCUUAUUCCGUCGACAAAGCAACGUCACGGUAAUAAGAUAACGAGUAAAAUUCAGAGAAGACACUCAACGAGCGCGACGCUCGAAUUUCAACGAAGCUCACCGGCGUUAUUUCCGAUUAUUGCAGCGCGGUUCUAGAUUCGGUAAAAAAAAAAAAAAAAAAAAAAAAAAAAAAAAAA
Molecule: messenger RNA, 2337 nt
Organism: Formica exsecta
Lineage: Eukaryota; Metazoa; Arthropoda; Insecta; Hymenoptera; Formicidae
Product: frequenin-1
Exons: 8
Coding region: 971-1534 (187 amino acids)
Molecular function (GO): calcium sensitive guanylate cyclase activator activity; calcium ion binding
Source: RefSeq, a predicted model, not a curated record